AUGGACACUAGGAGAUACUCGCACCGACCUAAGGCUCUAGCUCUCACGAGCUGUGCUGUUGCAGUAGAGGAAGCGAUCGCCAGUGAGCAUUUCCGCGUUGCAGACUGGUGUUUUCAACACUUUCCAGCCCGUUGCCCCGGCUCAGUGACCAGCAUUACCGCUCUGUAUCCGUUCGAGUCACUGCUAUUUCUGCGUGAGCACUUCCCGAUCAUGUUCACGGAGGCUUUCGUGGCGGCAAUGCGCGAGGAAGCGAGGUCCAAGGCUUCGCCGACGUUUGGUGUCCUUGCCAAGUGGUUAGCCUCCAUGGUGUAG
Messenger RNA from Phytophthora sojae, 312 nucleotides. RefSeq lists its product as hypothetical. NCBI's taxonomy places the organism in Eukaryota, Oomycota, Peronosporomycetes, Peronosporales, Peronosporaceae. The coding region runs from base 1 to 312 and encodes 103 amino acids. The transcript has a single exon. The record is from RefSeq and is a predicted model, not a curated record.